UUUGCCUAUAAUUUUGAGCGACACCAGCAACAACAAAACAUUUAUCGUAAACACCGUCAUCAUCUUUUCUGAUCACUUUCUCUUUGCCAGUCAUUACACAGGUGAAAACGUUGGUGAUACGCUGCUCUGAACACACGUAAGACAAGAAAUUGAGAUAAAAACCGUGCAUAACGCGACAAUUGGUGUUCCUUUCUUGUUGUUUUCAUCUUCCAAGAAACCACCUGCUGCUUUUUGCCGCCAAGAUGAACACGGUACGGGAUAUCCCGAUAAGGCGCGUGCGUCCACCUAAAAUUAAGAGGCCCAAGGCACCAGCACCAAAUCAUUUCUUUGCUGUGCGAAUAUCAGACUGUCAGAUUGUCCAAACUGUGAACAAUGUCCACAACACCAUUUUGGAACAGGAACCUCGUCUCAAGACUGCCCUCGUGUCUCCAUCAACCCUGCACAUCACGCUGGCAGUGGCUCACCUGUCCACCAGCGAGGAUGUGGUCAAGGCCAAUCAGGUAUUGCAGGAGUCUGUUGGGCUCUUCUCAGCCAGAUUGCCAAACUCUCAGUUGGACAUUGAUUUGGCACAGAUGGGGCAUUUCAACAACAAAGUCAUCUACGCCCGUAUAAAGGAGGAAAGCGACGGAGCGGAGUAUCUCAAUCACCUUUGGAAAUCGUUGCGCGAUGGUUGCCAAACCGCAGGCAUUUCCCUAAUUGACGGAGACAGAUUCACACCGCACGUAACUCUCCUGAAAAUAUCCAAAGACCCCAGACUCAGGCGUAAAGGGAUCAAGGCUGUGGCCUCCCAUUUGUACGAGAAACACGUUGAUUGCGUAUUCGGUCGACAGGUGGUUGAGAGCGUUCAGUUACUGUCGAUGACAGAUCCCAAGGACGAUGAAGGAUAUUACGCUUUGAAAGGAGAAUUCCAUUUCGGAACAAUCAUUAAACCAUUAGAAUUAAUAGAUGAAGUCGAUGUUGAAACAUGCACUACAUCCAGUAUAGCGGGGAAUCACGAUGUAUCGGCUACAUGCGACAGUUCUAACAGUGUUCGAGAGUGACCAUGCAAUAGUACCUGUCAUCCACUGUUUUCAUUACAUGGUUCUAAUUCAUGGCCCACAAAUAAUGGCCAUCUUCAAAUUUUAUACAUCGGCAUUGUGAAAAGUUUUACCAGAAGGGCUACUGAAUUCUUGAUUUGAAUUCGAUUUUUUUUAUAGCUGACUUACGAAUUCUGUCAGUUUUUAAUCCACUUUUUUCCAAUUAAUUUUAAUUCAAGUAUUUUCGUAAUGAGAUUUUACGGGUAAAUCCAAAGAAUUCACGAGAUGUUACAGUUGCUUUACCAACUUUUGGAAUACCAGGAGAGUAGUAGCACCACAAAACUUGUCUAAAAAUUAAAUACCUCCUUGUAACUUAAAUGUCCAUAUAAUUUAUCAUUACCUAAAAUCAGUUUGAAAUUCAGUUGAACAUAAUUUAUUUUUCAAACUAAGAAUCAGAAAACAUUAAUGAAACUUAAAAUUCUAUUCACCUUUAAAAAAGAAAAAUCCUUGUUUUGUUGAAGAAAAAUGCUUUUUCCAGAUCCCUAUAAUUAUAAGAUUAAAUCUUUAAACAUUAAGCAAAAAAUUAAUAAAUUUUUCAAAAAUUUCAAA
This is a messenger RNA of Daphnia carinata, 1625 nucleotides long. RefSeq names its product A-kinase anchor protein 7-like. The record is from RefSeq and is a predicted model, not a curated record. Gene Ontology annotation, molecular function: protein kinase A regulatory subunit binding. Gene Ontology annotation, cellular component: cytosol. The transcript has 7 exons. NCBI's taxonomy places the organism in Eukaryota, Metazoa, Arthropoda, Branchiopoda, Diplostraca, Daphniidae. The coding region runs from base 243 to 1040 and encodes 265 amino acids.